CCUGGCUGCAUCAGCUUCAGUACAUGCCACAGAAGAAGAGUCGGACCGGAAACUAAACACAGCUUCACAGCAGAAAGGAGCAUCAGGCGGAACCAGACUAAUCACCGAACGGAGUAAAUGACUAAAAGCUGCAGGCAGGCUCAUGGACUCUGAAGCUUACACCUGGUCGUCACUGGCUACAGAAUGGAAAGCCCUGACUGGACAGACCCUCCUCUGACUGCAUCGCCUCCUCAUCUCCUGUCAGGAUGUCCCGCACUUCUAAUGAAGAUGACCAGAGGAAGGCGGAGCCUCCCACCAGCAUGUGGGAGGAGUCUCAGCCCGGUCCGUCCAGGUGUGAGCCCGGCAGGCAGGGUUACUGUGGAUACUGCAGAGUCCUCUACAGUAAUCUGGACCAGCACCUGUCCAGUCUCAGACACCUGGACUCAGUCCGGACGUCCUCCAGAGGCUCCAGCACCACCUCCUCAGCCUGCAGCCGUACCAGACUGACCCUGAUGGAGCGCUUCCUGCAGGACGUCCUGCAGCACCACCCGCACCGCUACAGUGACUCCAGGCCGUCCCACGCCGACCUGCCGUCAGUGUCCGCCCCCCCGCUGCCGAGGGCGGAGCUUGAUGAGCUAUGUUUCUCUGACGACAGUCGGUCUUUAGGCACCCGGGAACUUCUGCCCAGCUCAGGUGAUGUCUCCUGUCAGCCGGCAGAUCAGGAAGAUCUGUCUUCACCAAUCAGAGCGCAGGAAGGAGGGUCCGCUCCUCCUGGGAGUACAUGCGUAUCACAGCCUAGAGCCACACUCCCUCAUCAUCAGGCUCCUCCCUCAGUCCACACAAAGGCCCACAGGAAGACCAACAGGAGGAAAUCCAGUGACUCCUUGUCCAAGUCCAGCAGGGGUCCAGGUUCUGAACCAGACCAGGAUCUUAGUCUCAGAAAAAGACAAAGGUCCACCUUGGAUCUGAGGCCUUGGCUCAGUUGGCAGAGGGAGAGGAGAGAGGCUCACAGGGAGGAAGCGUUUUCCUCAGACCACACCGACCCAAUGGACCAAACUAUUGAGGAGGUGAUCCAGAUCUAUUGCCAUGGCACCAGUUUCACUCCCCACCACCAGGAGGAAGUAGACAGUCUCCACUUCAGCCUUCCUGUCUCCAUAGAAACGCAGAGUGAGGACUGGGACUCACCUGUGCAGGUGGUCUUCCAGCAGGGCACUGACACACCGGUCCAGGUGACUCAGACAGCGGGGCGGGACCUCAGCCGUCUCGUUGAUCUUCAGGUGCACCUGGAGGACCAGACGUACUCCCACCAGCUUGACUCUGCCCUUCACAGCAAGAGCAGAAGAGGCGGGGCCAGGCAGGAUGAAGGGUUCUUGACUCUCCCCAUAGAAGAAGUCUUGCCUGUCCCAGAACACAUCCCAGACUCCUUCAGGGGGAAGACCUGGGCCCAGAUCGAGCAGGAGGAUGAGAAGAGGGUGGAGAGACUGGUCCGACAGUUCAGACGAGGAAGAUUUCUUUGCUACUUCGACACAGAGUCUCUGGCCAGGUAUGGUAGGAGGAGCCAAAACAAGACAGAGGCGGAGCCAGACUCAGCCGUCCUGCCUCUGGUGGACCAUGAUGGCGGUGACUCUCUUUGUGUGAGGAAAAGGAGUAGGAGGAGGUGGAGCUUCAGGUUGGCAUCCAGGUGUCAGGUGGUCAAAGUCAGCCACAGCACCCAGACCGUCCAGCUGCUCGUUCCGUCUGUCCAUCAUCUUUGUCCAGAGGCCCCGCCCACCGCUGUUCCCGAGGCCAACCAGGGUAUAGCAGAGCAGACUCCUGAGAUGCAGACAAGGCGCUGCCUUCCUCCAUCAUACUCCAACAUUUUCACACCUGUUCAGCCACGCACCUCUCUGGUCUACCUGCUUUGCUCCCCCUCAGGCUCCGCCCCCUCCACCCCAGAAAAUUCCACCCCCAAGCGCAGCAGGAAGAGGCGGCGUCCUCUGGAGCUGCAGGGGUUAAAGCUGAAAUACAGACGACUUCCUGUACGCUUCUACGAGCCCGGAACCAACCGCAUCUUGAAGAACCCCCCGAGAGGUCUACGUUGGCACAGAGGCUCUGCCCCCUCAGGCCCCUCGCCGCCCUGCGUCCGCCAGCUGUUCCGAAGCCUGAGUCCAGACCUGAACACCGACAAACCAGCGGGGGAGGGACCCAAAGGAGACAGCUUUCUCCGGAGCACGCUCAGGAGUGACUCAGCUCAAGCCAACGUGGUCCAGAGGCCAAAAAGGACGUCUCAGGCCCCGCCCCCAAUGCUGGACGGCAGGUCAGAGCAGGUGAGGAGGAGCAGGAGAGAGAGGAGACGGCCUCCACCCUCCAAGAGGAGAACCAGAAGUCUGGCCCAGCCCCCUCCGCCUAGGAGGGAGGGGCUACGACAGGCAGCAAGCAGAACUCUUCCUAGUUUCUCAUGCCCCACCCCGAUCUCCACCCGCCGGGGAAGGGGACGGAGAGGUCGGGGCUACGAGAGAGCCAGGUAGCACUACAUCUGAUCAGGUGAUUAGAUGACUGAUCAGGUGAUGGACUCUGGACUUCAUAAAGGACUCUUCGGGAGCCUGCUGUGGCCAAGACUAAUUAUUCAUGAAUGAACAUCUAUGGAUCAGAAGCUGUAACCAAAUUUAAAUGUUUAAAUUCUAAAUAUUUAAAAAAAAAACAUUUUAAAUUAAAAUAAAGUUACAUUUUAAUUAUUUUUUCAUAAUUUCAAAAAUAUUUUCAUUUAGUUUCAUCAUGAAAUUGAUCAAUGAGCCACAAACAUGAAACAGAAGGUUGUUCCUUUAAACGGAGAAACGAAGUUUACUGUUUAUUUUCAUUCAUGACGCCGUUCACCGGACCACCACUCUGGCAGCUAUGUUUCCAUGGAAACACGCCUGGGACCUUUGUCCAGGUGUGACGUUUGAUACUUUUCUAUCUGGGUGUUUAUUUCAGC
Molecule: messenger RNA, 2932 nt
Organism: Melanotaenia boesemani (Boeseman's rainbowfish)
Lineage: Eukaryota; Metazoa; Chordata; Actinopteri; Atheriniformes; Melanotaeniidae
Gene: zdbf2
Product: zinc finger, DBF-type containing 2
Exons: 11
Coding region: 246-2486 (746 amino acids)
Biological process (GO): genomic imprinting; epigenetic programming of gene expression
Molecular function (GO): nucleic acid binding; zinc ion binding
Source: RefSeq, a predicted model, not a curated record